Molecule: messenger RNA, 1241 nt
Organism: Morone saxatilis (striped sea-bass)
Lineage: Eukaryota; Metazoa; Chordata; Actinopteri; Moronidae
Gene: ero1b
Product: endoplasmic reticulum oxidoreductase 1 beta
Biological process (GO): protein folding in endoplasmic reticulum
Cellular component (GO): endoplasmic reticulum; endoplasmic reticulum membrane
Molecular function (GO): FAD binding; protein-disulfide reductase activity; thiol oxidase activity
Source: RefSeq, a predicted model, not a curated record
CUGACCGGAGUCCUGGACGACUGCUUCUGUGAUGUGGAAAGCAUCGACGUCUUCAACAACUUCAAGCUUUACCCUCGAAUCAAGAAGCUGACGGAGAAAGACUACUUCAGAUACUACAGAGUGAACCUGAAGCGACCGUGUCCAUUCUGGCCCGACGACGGACAUUGUGCCAUCAAGGACUGCCAUGUGGAGCCCUGUCCUGAGAGUAAGAUCCCAGUGGGCAUCAAGUCUGGGAACUACAACAAGUAUUCCCAGGCAGCGAAUACGGUGUCGGACAUGACGGAGUGCGAACAGGCCAAAGAACUGGGCGCCAUCAACAGCACCCUGAGUAACCAGAGUAAACAGGCGUUCGCUGACUGGGCGAGACACGAUGACGCUCAGGACAACUUCUGCGAGCUGGAUGAUGAAACCUCUCCAGAUUCAGAGUACGUGGAUCUGCUGCUGAAUCCGGAGCGGUUCACUGGAUACAAGGGUCCUUCAGCCUGGAGAGUCUGGAACAGCAUCUAUGAGGAAAACUGCUUCAAGCCCAGAUCAGUGUACCGACCUCUGAACCCUCUGGCUCCGAGCAGAGGAGACGACGACGGAGAGGGUUUCUACAAGUGGCUUGAAGGUUUGUGUUUAGAGAAGAGAGUUUUCUACCGACUCAUCUCAGGCCUCCACACCAGCAUCAACAUCCACCUGUGUGCCGAGUACCUGCUGGACGAGGGCUGGGGCCGGUCGGUCUGGGGUCCAAACGUUCAGGAGUUUCGGCAGCGCUUCGACACGGCGGAGACAAAGGGCGAGGGCACACGGCGGCUGAAGAACCUUUACUUCCUGUACCUGAUCGAGCUGCGGGCGCUCUACAAGGUGGCGCCGUACUUCGAACGGGCGUUCAUCAACCUGUACACUGGAAACUCGCAGGAAGACGGAGCCACGAAGGACCUGCUGCUACAGGUCUUCAAUGAGAUCAGAGCUUUCCCAAUGCACUUUGAUGAGAAGUCCAUGUUUGCCGGACACAAAAUUGAAGCCAAAACAUUAAAGGAGGAGUUUCGCCUCCAUUUUAAGAACAUCUCCAGGAUCAUGGACUGCGUCGGCUGCAGUAAAUGUCGACUGUGGGGGAAACUGCAGACUCAGGGUCUCGGUACAGCCCUGAAGAUCCUCUUCUCUGAGAGGGAGAUCCAGAACCUUCCUGAACACAGCCCCUCUAAAGGUUUCCAGCUGACUCGACAGGAGAUUGUGGCCUUACUGAACGGCUUCAGCAG